AUGAUGGUGAAACAAACAACUUUGGAUCCGUCCCAAAACAGGGACCCGGCGGUAGCAAAGCGCGAUCUAGAUACAGCCGUUGGUAAGGUCUCGUCCGCGUCGAAAGGUUUCCCUGACCCCGGAGGCUCUGUGGCCAAAGAAUCAUAUGCAGAACCGGUUGACGAGCUCGGAAAGGUGUCAGAAGACCAGAUCGAAGACGCAGCCAAAUCGGAUACCUUCACAAAGCUUAUCACCUGA
Messenger RNA from Letharia columbiana, 237 nucleotides. RefSeq lists its product as uncharacterized. The record is from RefSeq and is a predicted model, not a curated record. Lineage: Eukaryota; Fungi; Ascomycota; Lecanoromycetes; Lecanorales; Parmeliaceae. The coding region runs from base 1 to 237 and encodes 78 amino acids. The transcript has a single exon.